UCGUCCAUUAUGGCAGCAGACCCAUCGCGAGUAUGACACACACAGCCUCGAGGCAGCAUUUAUGUGCAUUUUCAGCUGUCCUCCACUCUGUCACAUCAGGGCUUUCCAUUACAUCAAGCCAUCAUUGUAGUGACAUAUCACCUUGACUCAUAUGGUGGUUGAGAUUGUCUAGCUGCACGGUAAGCUGCGCGAUUCAUACCCAGACUUCAAGAUGUCCUCCUUGCCUAUCGCCUUAACACCCGCGCCACCGAAACGCAAGUCAGUGUUCCUGAGCAUCUUCUCGCGAUUGGCAUCACCAUCCUAUCACCCUCCAUCCGAUCAAUGUCAGCUCGCGCCAUCUCUCAUUGAGGUCCACAUGCCACCGGCAACACUACUAUAUAGUACAUGUGGCGAUUCCAUUCGCUUUCGCUCAUUUAGCUUCCCUCACGUUCUCUCACUUAUCGUCACUUAUGCUCGCGUAUCCUGCACGUAUCGUCACUUACACUCACUUGACAGCGCGUACGUUCACUUAUGGCUGCAUAGAGUUGGAAUUAUCCUCUAUAUUGAGCACUUAUUCUCCUGUAGCUCACCAUGCAGACACAAAUGCACCGGCUUGUUCAAGGCUUCUUCUGCUGGCGCUUCCAGCCCUGCCGCCCUUUCGACCUCGCUCCAGUCACCAGUCUAGCUCGCGAUGUGAGUUAUCACUGCGAUGGGUCACGAACACUCACAUUACAGUCAGGCCACCGCGAGACGAAUCGUCGCCAAAGGCUACGUAACUGUACAUCAGCGUCAGCGCAUCACGAGCCAUGUGAACAUGCCGAGGCGGCGAGCAGAAAACUGGGCGGUUUGACGGUGAUGGCGGGCUAGGUAGGUGCAUAACACAGC
Messenger RNA from Laetiporus sulphureus 93-53, 864 nucleotides. RefSeq lists its product as uncharacterized. The coding region runs from base 212 to 664 and encodes 150 amino acids. The record is from RefSeq and is a predicted model, not a curated record. The transcript has a single exon. NCBI's taxonomy places the organism in Eukaryota, Fungi, Basidiomycota, Agaricomycetes, Polyporales, Laetiporaceae.